AUGUCCAGUUGCUUUCGUCUAGGAGCGUUGGGUCAGCAUCGCGCGUUGACUUAUACUCGGUCAGCCUUUCGACAAUGCUGUGGCCGUAGUGAACUUGCUGGGCCUGCAAUCUCCUGUCGGAACGUACGACACAACAGCCAGUUCACGGGGCCGCAAGCAACUUCAAACUCGACGCGCGCAAGCUAUUCUCACUACUAUGCUCUCGCCAUUGGUUCUGCUAUCAGUGCAUACCUUGGAUACUACUACGCGAUCAAGCAUGAAACACAGCAUCCAGAAACGCGUGUAUCUACGUCGGGACUCAACGAUCAAUAUGGUACCCCGCAGGACUUUCAGAAGGCGAUAGCAGAGCUACGGCAGACCUUCCCGUCAGCAAAUGCAGUCUCCACUGACCCUGAUGAACUGCAUGUCCAUGGUCACUCGGAGAAUGACUAUCAUCCUGAUUCCCCUCCCACGGUCGUUGUGUACCCGACAUGCACGGAAGAUGUCGUCAAGAUUGUCAAAAUAGCGAACAAGUACAAGAUGCCUGUGACGCCGUACUCAGGAGCAACCAGUCUGGAGGGGAAUUUCAGAGCUCCGAAAGUCGGCGGAAUAUGUGUUGAUUUGUCUGGCAUGGACAAGAUAAUCGAAAUUCACGAGGCGGACUCGGACUUGGUAUGCCAGUCUGGUGCCGGAUGGGUGCAGAUCAACGACACUCUGAAGGAGAAAGGUAUUGCGCUCUUUUUUCCCAUUGACCCUGGAAUUGGCGCCACCAUCGGAGGAAUUAUUAGCACAGGGUGCUCCGGCACCAAUGCUGUCCGUUAUGGUACAGCAAAGGCAGAGUGGAUCUUGAACGUGACAGUUGUUUUGCCCAACGGUGAAGUGAUCAAGACUCGCCGCCGUUCGCGGAAAUCUGCAGCCGGCUUUGAUACCACGAAGCUGUUCACUGGUGCAGAAGGCACACUCGGUAUCAUCACGGAAGCAACGAUACGCUUGGCACCUGUAAUGCCGACGGCGGUCGCCGUUGUUCAGUUUCCCGACGUACGCAAAGCCACAGAAGCAGUGAUCGAGCUCUUAAACAAAGGAAUCGGGAUACAAUGUGUGGAGCUGUGUGAUGACAACUUCAUGCGCGGGACUAACCGCUACGGCGCAUCGGUUCGCAAAUACGCGGAAAAGGACAGCCUGUUCUUCAAAUUCCAAGGCCCGACUGCCCAAUCAAUUCAGGAGUCAGUUAAGAUUGCGCGCGACAUCGCGAAAAAGUACGGUGGCACCGGAUUUGAGCUCGCUCGGACCGAGAAGGAGGCGGCGGACCUCUGGAUGGAUCGCAAGAAUGCGCUGUAUUCUGGCUUAGCAUUGGUCGAAGGAUGCCGUGGAUGGAGCACGGAUGUUUGUGUCCCUGUCUCGCGGUUGCCUGAUCUGGUCUAUGAAACUAAAGAGGACAUCAGGAAGUCUGGGAUUGCCUCGACUGUAGUCGGACAUGUCGGUGAUGGUAACUUUCACGCGCUGCUUCUAUUCACGAGCGAUGAAGAGCUAGAGAGGUGCCGAGAAUUGGUGCACAGGAUGGUCCACCGUGCAAUCGCCCUCGAUGGAACUUGUACGGGAGAGCAUGGCGUCGGCAUCGGCAAACGGCAGUACCUCAUUGAUGAGCUGGGCGAGGGUACCGUCGAGCUCAUGAAGACCGUCAAGCGCGCUAUCGAUCCAUACAACCUGUUCAACCCUGGCAAGGUGGGGUUUCGUGUGGACGCAUCUGCGCUCGCUGGUACUCAUCUCUAUGCUCGGUUGCAGUUAUAUCCGAACGCUCGUCGCGGGUCCAGUCUGUAG
Molecule: messenger RNA, 1797 nt
Organism: Laetiporus sulphureus 93-53
Lineage: Eukaryota; Fungi; Basidiomycota; Agaricomycetes; Polyporales; Laetiporaceae
Exons: 13
Coding region: 1-1797 (598 amino acids)
Biological process (GO): lactate catabolic process
Cellular component (GO): mitochondrion
Molecular function (GO): FAD binding; D-lactate dehydrogenase (cytochrome) activity; D-lactate dehydrogenase (NAD+) activity
Source: RefSeq, a predicted model, not a curated record